Trichoderma virens Gv29-8 is the source of this 561-nucleotide messenger RNA. RefSeq lists its product as uncharacterized. The transcript has 6 exons. The record is from RefSeq and is a predicted model, not a curated record. NCBI's taxonomy places the organism in Eukaryota, Fungi, Ascomycota, Sordariomycetes, Hypocreales, Hypocreaceae. The coding region runs from base 1 to 561 and encodes 186 amino acids.
AUGAGAGCGAGGUACAAGCAGUUUGAGCACAUGUUUAUGCUGGGUGUGUGUGCGUACUGGGCUCUAUCUCUCGGGAGGACGGGCCGUCAGCCCACUUCGUGGAUCUGCUCUAUACUAGUACCAGGGCGUCAAGGCGUCUAUCGGAUGAUCAGACUCGUCGCAUUCGGGCUGCGUAGCUUCGUUGUACUUGGUGCAUUUACUAAAUUUAUCCCCCCGUUGUGCGGCCCAGAGAUUGGUGGGCAAGGCAAUGGGCAGUCGGCCUCUCCGGUUACAUCGAUAGAGCGUCUGCUGCAAAAUUCACAAAGUACGGAGUACAUGUACAUGUAUCUUCCAGGUCUCUUACCCACCACAGGUCGGGCUCAGGUCCAUGCCAUCUCUGCAAAUAUUGUAUGGCACAGCUUCUCCCUCUUGCUGACCGCCCAGCGAGCUGGUACCUGCCAGACACCCGCUGCUCCCAUGCCUGGCCUGUGCCAGUACGAGUACGGCCACCCGCUCUCCAGCGCAAUCACGCCUGAAGCAAACUCACUACCUGCGCCUCGCCGUCAUCGUGGAGGCAGCUGA